This is a messenger RNA of Capsaspora owczarzaki ATCC 30864, 3085 nucleotides long. Its product is annotated as lysosomal alpha-glucosidase. Lineage: Eukaryota; Filasterea; Ministeriida; Capsasporidae. Bases 29 to 2959 code for a protein of 976 amino acids. Gene Ontology annotation, biological process: carbohydrate metabolic process. The record is from RefSeq and is a predicted model, not a curated record. Gene Ontology annotation, molecular function: alpha-1,4-glucosidase activity; carbohydrate binding. The transcript is spliced from 3 exons.
UUCUUCUUUUUCUUGUUCUUUCGUGACAAUGAUGGCGCGCGUGGCAUCAUCGUUGUCGGCAUUGCUUGUCCUGGGACUCGUCCUCGCAGUUUCAGCAGCGCCGCAGUGCAACCCCGGCGGUGUGCGCAACGACUGCGGCUAUGUUGGCAUUACGCAGCAGCAGUGCGAGGCGAAAGGGUGCUGCUGGAGCCCGCUCGACAACAACCCGUGGUGCUUUAACUCUAACCCGCCUCAAUCCAACUACGUCGUCAAGAGCAUUGCGCAGACAAGCGUCGGAUAUGACAUUACACUCACGCUGGUGAGCGCUCCAGCAACGUUCGGCCCGGACGUGGUCAACCCGAAGGUGUCGGUGUCGUACGACACGGCAGACCAGCUGCGUGUGCGCAUUGUCGACUCGGACGACAGCUCGCGCUGGGAGGUUCCGACGUGGCUCUCGCCCCUGCCCCCGCCGCCGACCAAGCCAGCGGCCAACCCCAACUAUGUCUUCUCGACGGCCCCGAUUGGCCAGCCGUUCUGGUUUGCCGUCUCGCGUGCGUCGGACGGCAAGCCCCUCUUCAACACGUCGUCGACCGACGCCACCCCGUUCAACAACAUGGUGUUUGAGGACCAGUACCUCGAAAUCUCCACCCAGCUGCCUUCGACCAACUACAUUUACGGCAUUGGCGAGCACGUGCAGUCGAUGCGCCUGACCCCCGACACGUACACGCUGUGGGCGUACGACACGCCGACCCCCGUGCUGAACAACUUGUACGGCGCUCACCCGUUCUACAUUGAGCAGCGCGCAGACACUGGCAAGGCCCACGGCGUCUUCUUCCGCAACAGCAACGGCCAGGACGUGACGCUCUCUGGCACCUCGCUCACCUUCCGCUCGAUUGGUGGCAUUUUCGACUUUUUCUUCUUCAUGGGCCCCACCCCCGAGGCCAUCGUGCAGCAGUACACCAGCGUCAUCGGUCGCCCCCACAUGCCGCCGUUCUGGGGCCUCGGGUUCCACCAGUGCCGCUACGGCUACAAGUCGCUCAGCGACCUGCAGACGGUUGUCGCCCAGUACAAGGCCAACCAAAUCCCCCUCGACACCAUGUGGACGGACAUUGACUACAUGGACAGCUUCAAGGACUUUACCUGGGAUCCCGUCAACUUCCCGCAGUCGGGCAUGCUGUCGUUUGUCAAUUCGCUCCACGCCAACAAGAUGCAGUAUGUCGUCAUUGUCGACCCCGGCCUCGCCAACCAGCCUGGCUACGCUCCGUACGACCAAGGCGAGAAGCUCAAUCUCUUUGUCAAGACUGGCGACGGCGUCACCGACUUUGUCGGCAAGGUUUGGCCCGGUCUCUCCGUCUUCCCAGACUUUUUCAACCCUUCGACCGCGCAGUUUUGGCAAACCCAAAUCCAGACCUUCCUGGCUGGCGUGCCCGUGGAUGGUCUCUGGAUUGACAUGAACGAGAUUAGCAACUUUUGCAACGGCGAGUGCGACUCGGCCACCUCCACCACUCCCGCCCAAGCCGCCCAGCUGCUCGAGCGUCUCGCCACCUCCCCGCCUGCCGGCCACAUGGCUGGCUUCAACCCGGUCUCCCCACCCUACGCCAUCGACAACCAGCAGCAGCACCAGCCCUUGAACAUCAAGACCCUUGACAUGACCGUUCAGCACUACGGCGGCGUGCUCGAGUACGACGCGCACAACCUGUUUGGCCUGAGCGAGGCCCUUGCGACGGACGCGGCGCUCGAAGUCGUGCGCAAGCAGCGCUCGUUUGUCAUUUCCCGCUCGACCUUCCCCGGCUCGGGUCGCGCGACCGGCCACUGGACGGGCGACAACCACGCCACCUGGGACGACCUGUACUACUCGAUUCCCGGCAUGAUCAACUUCCAGAUGUUUGGCAUUCCCCUGGUUGGCUCGGAUAUCUGCGGCUUUUUGGAUGACACGACGGAGGAGCUCUGCGGUCGCUGGAUGCAGCUUGGCGCCUUCUACCCGUUCUCGCGCAACCACAACACGCUCGGCGCAGCCCCACAGGAGCCUUACACUUGGCCGUCUGUGGCCGCGAUCAGCCGCACCGUGCUGGGCAUCCGCUACUCGCUCCUGUCCUACUACUACUCGCUCUUCUAUCUUGCCCACGUCCAGGGCACCACGGUCAUCCGUCCCUUGUUCUUUGAGUUUGGCAACGACACCACGACGUACACGAUCGACCGCCAGUUCCUUGUCGGCAACGCUUUGCUCGUCACACCCGUUCUGACCCAGGGCGCCUCCACCGUGUCGGGCUACUUCCCCCAGGGCGUGUGGUACGAUUGGUACACGCUGAGCCCUGCUGUCGGCUAUUCCAGCAUUGGCUCGUGGCAGACGUUGAACGCGCCGUUCAACACCAUUCCGCUGCACUUGCGCGGUGGCUCCAUCGUUCCCAUUCAAAAUCCCGCCCUGGUUUCCGCGGAUGCGCACUCCUCGGACUUUACGCUCUUGGUGGCCACCAACUCUACCGGCUCGGCACAGGGCUUCCUGUUCCUCGACGAUGGCACCAACCUGGCCAUGACUUCUUACGUCUCUGUGACGUACUCUGCGGCGUUCGGCGGCGCCGGCGCUUCUGGCCAGCUCACCAACCAAGUGACUGACACCGGCUACGGCAGCGUUGCCACACAGCGUCUCGCCACCGUCAAAGUGCUGGGCGUGACCAGGCAAACCACGGUUGUCUCCCUCAACUCGGCUCUGUACUACAACUUUACCUGGGACGCCCCGACGCAAGUGCUGACCAUUACCAACCUGCAGCUGCCUAUCAGUGCUCCGUUUGUGCUGUACUGGGCUCCAUCGACCAUGACUGAGGCUGCGGAUGCUGAAAAUCAUGAAAAUGGCCAGAGCACCAGUCUCCAAGCACCCGCGAUUGCUGGCAUUGUUGUCGGAUGUCUUGCUGUUGUGGCGCUUGCCAAGGUGAUUGUCCGUCGCCGCAAGUCCGUUGUUGUUGGCGAGUACACCAGCAUCUGAGAUGUUUGUGCUGCAGCGUUUGCGGUUUUUGAUUCGCUUGUGAUUUGUGUUUUUGUUGUUGUUGUUGUUUGUUGAUGAUUGUUUGGUUGUGCUUCAUCAUUGAAUUCCGAUAUGAUGAUUCUCGGU